Molecule: messenger RNA, 3868 nt
Organism: Neurospora tetraspora
Lineage: Eukaryota; Fungi; Ascomycota; Sordariomycetes; Sordariales; Sordariaceae
Product: putative carbamoyl-phosphate synthase arginine-specific large chain
Exons: 3
Coding region: 83-3589 (1168 amino acids)
Cellular component (GO): cytoplasm
Molecular function (GO): ATP binding; metal ion binding; carbamoyl-phosphate synthase (glutamine-hydrolyzing) activity
Source: RefSeq, a predicted model, not a curated record
CCCCCCGCCGCCCUCACGAGACCUUCAAUUUCUUAGUCUUUCUUUAUUCCCUUCUACAAACACCUCCCCACAAUCGGACAUAAUGCUGUCGACCGUGCACAAGGCUGGCCGAGCUCCUGCUCUCCUCCGCCAUGGUCGGCGGGUCCCCGUCCAGGCGUCCCAACUGAGGGCUUUCACCUCCGGCGCCCAGAACACCUCCAUCUUCCAGACACAGGCCAACGCCGCCCAGAGGCUGUCCUCCCAGAAGAGGUGGCUCUCUGCCUCCGCUGCCGCGGCUGCUGCCAGCCAGCCCGCCCCCGACGCAAAGGCUUAUAUCCAGAGCGGCGUCGUCAAGCCCCGCGACCAUGUCGACGUCAAGAAGGUGCUUGUUAUCGGCUCCGGUGGUCUUGCCAUUGGCCAGGCCGGCGAGUUCGACUACUCCGGUUCUCAGGCGCUCAAGGCCCUUAAGGAGGCCGGUGUUGCUUCCGUGCUGAUCAACCCCAACAUCGCUACCAUCCAGACCAACCACUCCCUCGCCGACGAGGUCUACUACCUCCCCGUCACCCCCGAGUACGUCGAGUACGUCAUCCAGAGGGAGAAGCCCGAUGGUAUCUUCCUGUCCUUCGGUGGUCAGACCGCCCUCAACUUGGGUGUCCAGAUGCAGAAGCUUGGCCUCUUCGAGAAGUACGGUGUCAAGGUUCUCGGUACCAGUGUCAGGACACUGGAGGUUUCUGAGGACAGAGAUCUCUUCGCCAAGGCCCUUGAGGAGAUCAACAUCCCCAUUGCCAAGUCCAUCGCCGUUAACACCGUCGAUGAGGCCCUCGACGCUGCCAACAAGAUUGGCUACCCCAUCAUCGUCCGCGCUGCCUACGCCCUUGGUGGUCUCGGUUCCGGUUUCGCCCACAACGAGGAGGAGCUCCGCAACAUGGCUGCUCGCUCCCUCACCCUCUCCCCCCAGAUCUUGGUCGAGAAGUCCCUCAAGGGCUGGAAGGAGGUUGAGUACGAGGUCGUCCGUGAUGCCAACAACAACUGCAUUACUGUGUGCAACAUGGAGAACUUCGACCCCCUCGGUAUCCACACUGGUGACUCUAUCGUCGUUGCUCCUUCCCAGACCCUCAGCGACGAGGAGUAUCACAUGCUCCGUUCCGCUGCCAUCAAGAUCGUCCGUCACUUGGGCGUCGUUGGUGAAUGCAACGUCCAGUACGCUCUCCAGCCCGAUGGCUUGGACUACCGUGUCAUUGAGGUCAACGCCCGUCUUUCCCGCUCGUCUGCCCUCGCCUCCAAGGCUACCGGCUACCCCCUGGCCUACACUGCCGCCAAGAUCGGUCUCGGCCACAGCCUUCCCGAGCUCCCCAACGCUGUCACCAAGACCACCACCGCCAACUUCGAGCCUUCUCUUGACUACAUCGUCACCAAGAUUCCCAGGUGGGAUCUGUCCAAGUUCCAGCACGUCAAGCGCGACAUUGGCUCUGCCAUGAAGUCGGUUGGUGAGGUCAUGGCUAUCGGCCGUACCUUCGAGGAGUCUUUCCAGAAGGCUAUCCGUCAGGUUGACCCCCGCUUCGUCGGUUUCCAGGGUGACAAGUUCGAGGAUCUCGACUUCGAGCUCCAGAACCCUACCGACCGCCGCUGGUUGGCUGUUGGUCAGGCUAUGCUCCACGAGAACUACACUGUUGACAAGAUCCAUGAUCUGACCAAGAUCGACAAGUGGUUCCUCUACAAGCUCCAGAACAUCGUUGACUGCCAGAAGGAGAUGCAACAGCUUGGCAGCCUCGAGGCCCUCAAGAAGGAGCACAUCCUCAAGGCCAAGAAGCUCGGUUUCUCCGAUAAGCAGAUCGCCGUGGCUGUCAACAGCACUGAGGACCUUGUCCGCGCUGCCAGAAAGGAGUUCGGUAUCAGGCCCUGGGUUAAGAAGAUCGAUACUCUGGCCGCCGAGUUCCCUGCUGACACCAACUACCUCUACACCACUUACAACGCCUCUUCCCACGACGUCACCUUCGAGGAUAAGGGUACUGUCAUUCUCGGCAGCGGUGUCUACCGUAUCGGUUCCUCGGUCGAGUUCGAUUGGUGCGCUGUCAGCGCCACCCAGGCCCUGAGGGCUAUGGGCGAGAAGACCGUCAUGAUCAACUACAACCCCGAGACCUACUCUACCGAUUUCGAUACCGCUGAUAAGCUUUACUUCGAGGAGCUUAGCUACGAGCGUGUCAUGGAUAUCUAUGAGCUCGAGAGCGCCUCUGGUGUUGUCGUCUCUGUCGGUGGCCAGCUUCCUCAGAACAUUGCCCUCCGUCUCCAGGAGACUGGCAAGGCCCGCGUUCUCGGCACUGAUCCCCGCGAUAUCGACCGUGCUGAGGACAGACAGAAGUUCUCUGAGAUCCUCGACAGCAUUGGCGUUGAUCAGCCCGCCUGGAAGGAGCUCACCUCCGUCGAGGCUGCUGAGAAGUUCGCUGAGGAGGUUGGCUACCCCGUCCUUGUCCGUCCCUCUUACGUCCUCUCCGGUGCUGCCAUGACCGUCAUCCGCAGCAAGGAGGAUCUCAAGGACAAGCUUGAGGCUGCCGCCAACGUUUCUCCCGAGCACCCCGUUGUUAUCACCAAGUUCAUCGAGGGCGCCCAGGAGAUUGAUGUUGAUGGUGUUGCCUCUGAGGGUAACCUCAUCCUCCACGCCGUCUCUGAGCACGUUGAGCAGGCUGGUGUUCACUCCGGUGAUGCCACCCUCGUCCUCCCUCCCGCCAACCUUGACCAGACCACCAUGGACCGCGUCAAGGAGAUCGCCCAGAAGGUCGCCAAGGCCUGGAGGAUCACUGGUCCCUUCAACAUGCAGAUCAUCAAGGCUGAUGAUCCCGAGGGUGGCCUCCCGGCCCUCAAGGUCAUCGAGUGCAACCUCCGUGCCUCUCGUUCGUUCCCCUUCGUUUCCAAGGUCCUCGGCGUCAACUUCAUCGACGCUGCUACCAAGGCCCUUGUUGGCAAGAACGUCCCCGAGCCCACUGAUCUCAUGGCUGUCAAGCGUGACUACGUCGCCACCAAGGUUCCCCAGUUCUCCUGGACCCGUCUUGCUGGUGCCGACCCCUUCCUCGGCGUCGAGAUGUCCUCUACCGGUGAGAUGGCCUGCUUCGGCAAGGAUCUCGUCGAUGCCUACUGGGCUUCUCUCCAGUCCGCCAUGAACUUCCGCGUUCCCGAGCCCGGUGAGGGUCUCCUCUUCGGUGGUGACCUCAGCAAGAGCUGGUUGCCCACCAUCGUCGACUACCUCAGCCCUCUUGGCUACAAGCUCUACGCCGCCGACAACGAGGUCAAGCAGUUCCUCGAGUCCUCUGCCAAGACCAAGAUUGACGUCGAGGUCAUUGCCUUCCCCACCGAUGACAAGCGUGCCCUUCGUGAGGUCUUCGCCAAGAACAACAUCCGUGGUGUCUUCAACCUUGCCCAGGCCCGUGGCAAGACCAUCUUCGAUGUUGACUACGUCAUGCGUCGUAACGCCGUCGACUUCGGCGUUCCUCUCUUCAUGGAGCCCCAGACCGCUAUGCUUUUCGCCCAGUGCAUGGCCGAGAAGCUGCCCCGCCCCGAGGGUAUCCCCUCUGAGGUCCUCAGGUGGUCCGAGUUCAUUGGCGGCAAGCCUUUGUAAAUGACAUGAUACCAUUCUGUUUGAUUGUUUUUCUUUCUACCUUUUGAAGACGUGUUCAAAAAAGAAAAAUCACGCAUGGGGGGUGUCAAAAGUCAUUUUCAACAACUCAUAAAAAGGGCGUUUGGUUGUGGAAAGGUUUUGGAUCUAGAUCCAUGUGGAUGUCUCUAUAAGCGGGAAAAGGAAUCGGUGUUAGUUCUUGUUUGUUCAUUUGCUUGGAACAUUUUCUUCUUUCUUUGCUGUUUAGAUGUUGUUGAUAUGUGUACAGGACGAAAUUUUCAU